Ilyonectria robusta is the source of this 1200-nucleotide messenger RNA. RefSeq lists its product as uncharacterized. Gene Ontology annotation, molecular function: N-acetyltransferase activity. The transcript has 3 exons. The record is from RefSeq and is a predicted model, not a curated record. Lineage: Eukaryota; Fungi; Ascomycota; Sordariomycetes; Hypocreales; Nectriaceae. Bases 1 to 1200 code for a protein of 399 amino acids.
AUGGAUAAACCUACUAAGAUAGCUCCAACUACAUACAGCAGAUGCUAUGCAAUUGGCUAUAAUAUAUCCUCAAGGGACUGUCUGCUGAAGUUUAAGAAUUUGCCUGCAGGUAUAAAAAGCCAGUUGCAUAUUUACCGCAACGUCUGUGUAACGGCCAGCUAUCUCACCAACAACGACGAAGAGCUGAUCCCGGCGCUGUUCCGCGCGCUUGCUAUCGUGGUUGAAGAACACCCAAUUCUAUCCGCAACACUAGUGGACGCCGACAAAAACCCCCGAUUUGUUCGUCUCGACAGUGUCGAUCUUGAAAGAAUUGUCACCUUCCUCGACUAUGCGGACAAGGUCCCUGUACCCGGAGAUGCUUCUCUGGAUGUAAUUCUGGAGCGCCAGCACAAUGUUUCGUUCAAAUAUGACGAGCCAACAAGUGUGCUCUGGAGAUUGGCCGUGCUUUACAGCUUGAAGGACCGUAGCGAGUUUACCCCACCCGAGGCAGCCUGGAGCGGAGCAGUACAGACAACGCCGGUUCAUACACGGUUUUCAUCGUUGGUGCUCAGUCCAGCACUCAUCGCCGGCUUGAAGCGCCAGUGCGACUUGCACAGCGUCUCCUUGACCGCGCUGUUGAUGUCGAUCACAGCAAACGCUCUUUUCCAUGUCCUUCCCUCGGAAUACACUUUUCUCUGGGGAGACUGCGCAGUGUCAUUGCGUCCAUUUUUGUCCUCUUCAAUUACCGAAAGGUCACUUGGGUGCUACGUUGGUUCAUUCAGUGAGAGGUUCGAAAGAUUCAAUGUGUCAAUCUGGGAUGAUUCAAAACGGACCAAGUCAACCAUUGACAAUCUGAGAAAGACAAACGGUAAAGAUAUGCCGGUCACUUUUCUACAAGAAGUCUCUGAUAUGUGCGAUAUGAGAGAGUGGUUGUCUGAAAAGAUGGGAAAGAGGCGAUGGGCCGCCUGGGAAUUGAGCAAUGUCGGAACACUUGCACAGGCGGGGGCGCCAGAGAGAGCCAAGUGCCAAAUUAAGACCUUGCUGUUUAGCCAAAGUGCUAGUGCAUGCUCUGGCGCAAUCAAGAUCAGUGUUGCGACGGGGCGAGAUCAGAGGAUGACGCUUGGAUUUUCGUGGCAAGAGGACGUGGUUGAGAAACCUAUUGUUGCCGAGCUUAUCCAAGAGAUGAAUAGGCUUGUCAUACAAACAGCAAACAAGUGCUGA